Molecule: messenger RNA, 974 nt
Organism: Colletotrichum scovillei
Lineage: Eukaryota; Fungi; Ascomycota; Sordariomycetes; Glomerellales; Glomerellaceae
Product: transporter particle component
Exons: 2
Coding region: 177-833 (218 amino acids)
Biological process (GO): endoplasmic reticulum to Golgi vesicle-mediated transport
Cellular component (GO): TRAPPI protein complex; TRAPPII protein complex; TRAPPIII protein complex
Source: RefSeq, a predicted model, not a curated record
CCAAACGUCACCCCUUCUCGGCGCAAGCGCAAACACCAAGCUGCUGCUGCACACUAGUCCUCGACCCGUAGUCGCAGCUCCAACUCCUCUUGCAACUAAAUGAACCACCUCCUAUCGCAGCGCAAACACCGGAUAGCACACUAGGGCUCUAGACACAGAUCACCAUACACGCGACAAUGGCGAACCUGCCGACGACGAAGAGCAUCCCGGGCAAGGAGACGCCCGGCCUGCGAUACCCCUCCAACGGCAAGACAAUCUACCACCGGCCCCUGAACCGCACAAAGACGGCCGAGCUGAGCCAGUCCAGCUUUGCCUACCUCUUUAGCGAAAUGGUCUCUUACGCCCAGCGCAACGUAAAGGACAUUUCCGAGCUCGAACAACGACUAAACGUUCAAGGCCACUCAAUAGGCCUCAAACUCCUCGACCUCCUCCUCUUCCGCGAACCACCGCGCACCCAGACCCGGCCCCUCACAAUCAUCACCCUCCUCCACUUCAUCAAGCAGUCCUGCUGGCAGCACCUCUUCGGUCGGCAAGCCGACCGCCUCGAAAAGUCCGCCGACCCGGCCAAGCCGGACGAGUACAUGAUUAUCGACAACGAGCCCCUCGUUAACGCCUACAUCUCCGUGCCGCGCGAAAUGUCCCAGCUCAACUGCGCCGCCUACGUCGCGGGCAUCGUCGAGGGGAUCUGUGAUGGGGCGGGCUUCCCUGCGAGGGUGAGCGCGCAUAACAUCGCCGCAAAGGACGAGCACGAGAUGUGGCCUGGCAAGACGGUGUUUUUGGUAAAGUUUAGGCCCGAGGUGUUGGAGAGGGAGGGGUAUCUUGGGAAGAGCUGAGCUGAGCUCCUUGGGAUGGAGGGUAAUCGUGGGACGAGGAGAGGGCGGAGGUAUUGAUUCUUGGCGUUGACGGGAAGAGCAUGGGCGGCGUUUGGGCGAUGGGAUAUCUUUUCUGGUGCCUUGUGAAUAGUUGCUCGUGGG